Peromyscus maniculatus bairdii (prairie deer mouse) is the source of this 2180-nucleotide messenger RNA. Lineage: Eukaryota; Metazoa; Chordata; Mammalia; Rodentia; Cricetidae. The record is from RefSeq and is a predicted model, not a curated record.
GUGGGUGGUCCAGAGGGCAGCAAGGGACACAAUCUACCUUCUAACUAUGUUCUAUCUAGCCAUGUGAAUCCUGGGACUUUAGAGAGGGGACAAAUGGGGCAAGUGGGCAGCAGGGACAUUCCUAGACAGUUAUACCCAUGAUGGGUGGGGGCAGGUGGCCCUGUCACAUGGUGCUUAAAAAGUAGGACCCAGCUGAGAUGAGCCUCUUGAGGAUCCUUGAGGCUGGUCAUGAUUGGACCCUUUGGGCUUAGCAGCUUGCUACUUGUUCAUGAGAUUAGCUAGUAGCUUAUGAAUAGCCAGUAGCAAACUCACUUAUGUAAGGGUUUGCUGGGGUCACUCCCUGGGGUGCAUCACCCUUGUUUCUUGGAGACUCUGGGUAGCUUGCUGUGUUCCAACUUUUCUCUUGUCUCAUCAGAGGCGCUUUCCAGACUUUUCCUACAUCACCCAGAGUGGCCGGCUGACUGACUUUCUGGACUGUGUAAUCAUCAGGCCAUCUGCCCCAUCCUGUUGGAAGACUACCGCAAGAUCGCAGUGGACAAGAAGGGCGAGGCAAAUUUCUUCACUUCUCAGAUGAUCAAAGACUGUAUGAAGAAGGUGGUGGCCGUUCACCUGCACCAGACGGUUCAGGUGGAUGAUGAACUGGAAAUCAAGGCAUACUAUGCAGGCCAUGUGCUGGGGGCAGCCAUGUUCCAGAUUAAAGUGGGAUCAGAGUCUGUGGUCUACACGGGUGAUUAUAACAUGACCCCAGACCGGCAUUUGGGGGCUGCAUGGAUUGACAAAUGUCGCCCCAACUUGCUCAUCACAGAAUCCACGUAUGCAACAACCAUCCGAGACUCCAAACGCUGCAGAGAGCGAGAUUUCCUUAAGAAAGUUCAUGAGACUGUGGAGCGUGGUGGGAAGGUGUUGAUCCCUGUGUUUGCACUGGGCCGGGCACAAGAGCUCUGCAUCCUGCUGGAGACCUUCUGGGAACGCAUGAACCUGAAGGUGCCCAUCUACUUCUCUACGGGCCUGACAGAGAAGGCCAACCACUACUACAAGCUCUUCAUCACCUGGACCAACCAGAAAAUACGUAAGACAUUUGUCCAGAGGAACAUGUUUGAGUUCAAGCACAUCAAAGCCUUUGACCGGACAUUUGCUGACAACCCAGGUCCCAUGGUUGUGUUUGCCACACCUGGGAUGCUGCAUGCUGGCCAAUCUCUGCAGAUCUUUCGAAAGUGGGCAGGAAACGAGAAGAACAUGGUUAUCAUGCCUGGUUACUGUGUUCAGGGCACUGUGGGCCACAAGAUCCUUAGUGGGCAACGAAAGCUGGAGAUGGAGGGGCGUCAGGUGCUGGAGGUAAAGAUGCAAGUGGAAUACAUGUCAUUCAGUGCCCAUGCUGAUGCCAAGGGCAUCAUGCAACUGGUGGGACAAGCAGAGCCGGAGAGUGUGCUGCUGGUGCAUGGCGAGGCCAAGAAGAUGGAGUUCUUGAGGCAGAAGAUUGAGCAGGAAUUCCGGGUCAGCUGCUACAUGCCGGCCAAUGGUGAGACAGUGACGCUGCCCACAAGCCCCAGCAUCCCUGUGGGCAUCUCCCUGGGGCUGCUGAAGCGGGAGAUGGUGCAGGGACUUCUCCCUGAGGCUAAAAAGUCUCGGCUCUUGCAUGGCACACUAAUUAUGAAAGACAGUAGUUUCCGGCUGGUAUCCUCAGAGCAAGCCCUCAAGGAGUUGGGCCUGGCUGAGCACCAACUGCGCUUCACCUGUCGUGUGCACCUGCAGGACACACGCAAGGAGCAAGAAACAGCCCUGCGUGUGUACAGCCACCUCAAGAGCACCCUCAAAGACCACUGUGUACAGCACCUCCCUGAUGGCUCUGUGACUGUGGAGUCCAUUCUUAUCCAGGCUGCUGCCCACUCAGAGGACCCUGGUACUAAGGUACUACUGGUCUCCUGGACCUACCAGGAUGAAGAGCUGGGAAGCUUUCUCACAACACUUCUCAAAAAUGGCCUCCCCCAGGCACCCAGCUGACAUGUACCAGCAACCUACCACUCUGUCUCUUGCUGUUUGCCCAGCAGAAGGACCAGGGAUUUGGCUUUGGGAGGUGGGUGCCCUGAGUAAAUGGAAACCAUAAUUGGGCCACAGACUCUGUCGUAGGGACAAGACCAGAGUCACAGGCUGGCUAAAGUAAUAAACAAGCCUUUUUGUUC